This is a messenger RNA of Annulohypoxylon maeteangense, 2919 nucleotides long. RefSeq lists its product as uncharacterized. The transcript has a single exon. The record is from RefSeq and is a predicted model, not a curated record. NCBI's taxonomy places the organism in Eukaryota, Fungi, Ascomycota, Sordariomycetes, Xylariales, Hypoxylaceae. Bases 260 to 2809 code for a protein of 849 amino acids. Gene Ontology annotation, molecular function: triacylglycerol lipase activity.
GGCUGCUCUCCAGCGCAUUUCCCAAUGUUGCCGAGUCACGAGCUUAGCUACUUAAACUAAUUGUUUUCAUAUGAAAAGACUUAAUAAUUCCUCCCCGGCGCUUCCGGUUUGCGAUCUCACUUGCACCGAGGACUAUUAAUUCUAAAAUUUUCGUCAAAUGCACUGCCAAGAACUUUUUGUCAACAGUAUCCAGGCGGAUAAUUCAAAUAUAAUUGAAAAGUUGAACGCUCAAUGACAUCGUCUUACUUGAUUGGGCGACAUGGCGAAAACAGCUACACGAUCUCAGGGGGUGCCCCUGCCAAGCAUUCUUGAGCCGCCGAGCUUGGUAGUUUCGGAUGGAGAGCCGUCUCCAACGUCCGACGAUGCAGCGGAUGAGGAGCAGCUGUAUAUCGAUCAGGAUGAUGCUCAGUCCAUCAUACAGCCGGCAUUGAGCCCUGUGGCGACGAGGCUCACGCUGCCGAAAACACCCGCAGCAGAGAAAGCGGCCGCGUUGGAACGACUGCCAGGUGGAGGUCUAUUCAGUGUUAUUGAGGGGACCGCGACUCCAGAUCCAGAGCCUUCGCCAGUGAUGGGCCACUCUAGCGAAACUUUAACCCAGACGACUGUGGACAAGACAUCGACACGUCAAGCUAGAGGCUUUUCCUUAGGCCAACUCCCUUCGAGCCAUUCAUCAGUGUACAGAUUUCCAUCGCCAUGGCAAUCAGGACCGAAACAGAUGGUUGUGCAGAAUGAGUCGGGUAGUCCAAAGCCAACAUUAUCAACUGUGUUUGGCCAGGAUAAGCAUCGCCGAUCGAAUUCCGGCGGAGCUGAUGCGUUAAAGAGGAUAAAGGAAGCCUUGCCAUCUAUGCCGUCUAUGCCGUCUAUGCCAUCUAUUUCUUUGCAGUCAUUUUUCUCAGGGCCAUCUUCUGCGAAGAGCCCGAGUCUAGAUGCAAAAAGAUCUUCCCUUUUAAAUGAUAGUAUGCCUGAGCCGAAGCAAUUCACACCAUUCCUUGUCAAUGAGCCAGGUCCGGUUUCUAGGAGCAAAUUACCGCCGCCAAACAGGCAAUCGCUCAUAGGGUUAUCUAUGCCCAAUGCUGACGGUUCUUCAAUAUCGCGGCCGCCUAAUCGUCCGCGGGUAAUAAGGAGAUCCACAUCCGACGAAUCCAUGCUUUAUCAUUCGCUAUCCAGGGUAUCAUCUUUCGGCGAUGAUGAUAGGUGGAAGGAUAUUCGAGAGCAAACCAACAGUAGGCUCAAAGCUAUCACAGACAGCUGGGACAGGCCAACUUUCAAGCUACCUCAACUGCCGAACAUCAUUCCAGCACCACUGAAGAAGAACUCGUUGCUGGGUCCUGAUCAGUCUGACUCGUCCCUGUCGGGAGUAACGCGUACAUCAGCCAUAUUCGAAGUUAAUUCACUAGCACCGAAGGAUGACAACAUGUCGGACCUGGAUCGCGCUUUGGAAUUAUUAACAGGUGAUAUCGUUAUCAUGGGCGGAUACCGUGGCUCCGUGUUGAGAUCUACGAGAACUAAUCGACAGGUCUGGGUACCCGUAAAGCUCGGGUUCAACAUCCGAAAGGUCAACCUCGAAGUAGGGCUUAGUCCAGAGGACGAGGAGAGAAUGGAGGAAACCAUUUAUGCUUCGGGAAUGCUGAAAAAUAUUGGCCCUGUCGAUAUAUCGAAGAAACUAUUUAAAAGGAUUAGAGAGUGUGAGAACGCCCGGGCUGGAAAGCUUAGAAUAUGGGACUAUGGUUACGACUGGCGGCUGAGUCCUCAUAUACUCUCACGCAGACUUAUCAAGUUUCUCGAACAACUACCCUCGAACCAAGGAAAGGGACUGCCUGAGGAUAUGGGGGCAAUGGUAAUUGCCCAUAGUCUUGGGGGCCUCAUCACACGCCACGCCGUGAAUCAACGACCAGAGCUGUUUUCAGGUGUGGUAUACGCGGGUACUCCGCAACGAUGUAUAAAUAUCCUAGGACCGAUUCGAAAUGGCGACGCCGUUCUCUUUAACGAGAAGGUCCUCACGGCGCAGGUUCACUUCUCACUGAGGACGACCUUCAUAUUUUUACCCGAAGACGGCUUCUGCUUUAUCAACAAAAGUACAGGGGAGCAAUAUCCGGUGGACUUCUACGACCCCAAGGAGUGGGUUAAGUACUGCUGGAGUCCGUGUAUCGAACCCUGCCUGCCCUCCUUUAAGUCCCGCACCAGCGCACUAGCUUCCCUCCGAGAGCUUUCUGAAAGGCUUCCCGGGCCGCUCCGGAGCCGGGGGAACAGUGCGGCGAGCGAAUCCCGGUCCCCUACGCGCAACGUUGUCGCCGAAGCAACGCGCAAGGUCGACAUCGCCACCGACAGGACCUUGGCGCCCCAAAUGGGCUCCUCCCAAGGAGAUUCACAGCAACAGCCAAUUACCGACGCGGGAUCGCGUGCCGCUAAUUUGGCGUACUUGACCCGUGUGUUGGCUGAUACUAAGCGGUUCCGCGAAGAGACUAACCACCGCCCCGAACACACUCUUGCGAACAAAUACCCCCCGCUCGCCGUCAUCUACGGCAAGGAGGUGCCGACGGUGUGGGCGGUCAGUGUGGCGUCCCGCGAAGCGAUAUCUUGCGCAGACGUGUACGAUGACUUGGUCUUUCGCAGCGGUGAUGGCGUGGUACUUGCCCGAGAGGCGAUGCUGCCCGAGGGCUACGAGUUGGUGAAAGAGGGGAGAGUGAGCACGGAUAGGGGGCACAUCACAAUGUUAGGGGAUAUGGAUGCUGUAGGCAAAGCGCUUCUUGCUGUGGUGAGAGGGAGGGCAAAGGGAAUCGGGCUAGGGGAGAGAGGGGUUGAGGCUUGAUUCAGUUAAGUAGGGAUCUUAUUAGGCAGAUGCCUUGGGUUUAUGGUAUGCAGCCAUACUUCGAGUUAGGCUGGCUUAGAUUGGAUUAUCAAGAGGGGGAAAGAAUGGGA